This is a messenger RNA of Zingiber officinale, 1856 nucleotides long. Its product is annotated as SUN domain-containing protein 2-like. The coding region runs from base 199 to 1593 and encodes 464 amino acids. Gene Ontology annotation, molecular function: protein-membrane adaptor activity. NCBI's taxonomy places the organism in Eukaryota, Viridiplantae, Streptophyta, Magnoliopsida, Zingiberales, Zingiberaceae. The transcript has 3 exons. Gene Ontology annotation, cellular component: nuclear envelope. The record is from RefSeq and is a predicted model, not a curated record. Gene Ontology annotation, biological process: nuclear envelope organization.
GACGUGUCAUGUGGUAUCUUAUUCUUUGUCAAAUUUGAAACAGGGUGGAUCCCUCCUCAGGCGCUCACCUCUGGAUCCACGGCCCUUGCAGUCGCGGCGCGAGACGACGCCUCGCCGAUCCGACAUCCUCGGUCGUGUUGCUGAACUUUUGAUGGUUUGUCUCCUUGGUAGUGAUUGAACGAGCAUCAACUUGAAGCCAUGCCUGCUUCCACUUCUGCUGGAGUAGCUGCUGCAUCGCCAGUUGCUAACACUAGCGUCUCUCUUGGUUUAGAUGCAAAUGGGAAGCCAAAUUCACGGAGGAGAACAAUGGUAGCAGUGGAGAAGAGAUUAACUGCUGAUGGCCUUUCUAAAGGAGGAACCAAUGGAGUUUUGAAUGGUAAGGAUCUGAACCAUACAGUAAGAAGAGAAACUGUGGUUGAGAGAACAAAAGAUUAUUCAACAUUGAGGAAAGGGUUGGUUGCUUCACCUACAGUGUCUCCACAGCGCAAGAAACUUGUACGAAAACCAGAAAAAUCCAAGUGGCAGAUUGUACUGAGCAUUCUUACCAAGAAUUGUUUGCUUCUUGCUUCACUAUUAUGGUUGGGGCAGACAAUUUGGAGAUGGACUCAUAGCACUGGGGAGAAUGCUAACACUGCCUUAGCUGCUUUGGAGUAUGAAAGCAGAAUUUCUGAAGUGGAGACAUCUUUAAAGAAGACUGCUAAGAUGUUACAGAUCCAGUUAGACGUAGUUGACAAGAAAAUUGGGAGUGAAAUAAGCAUCACAACCAAAGAAAUUUUUAAGCAAGUCAAAAACAAAGGAGCAUUCUUUGAGGAACAACUCAAGAAGUUGGAAUCUAAAGCUGAUUCUUUGGGCAAAUCUUUGAGUGAAUUGAAUGAAUUGGAUCUCAUCUCAAGGGAAGACUUUGAGAAACUCAUACUUGAGUUAAAGAACAGUAAAAAUAUGGACGACACAAGUAUGAUAUUUGACUUGGAUCAAAUUAGGGCUUUUGCUAGUGAUAUUGUUCAAAAAGAGAUAGACAAGCAUGCUGCUGAUGGUCUUGGAAGAGUUGAUUAUGCUUUAGCUUCUGGUGGGACUAAGGUGGUCAGGCACUCAACACCUUACUGUCUUGGAAAAGGUUCCAAUUGGUUUACUAGUGCUACUGGUCGCAAUGGAGUUCAUGCUAAUUCACAUAAGAUGCUAUCUCCAAGCUUUGGAGAACCUGGCCAAUGUUUUUCUUUGCAAGGAAGCAGUGGAUUUGUUGAAAUUAGGCUACGAACAGGGAUUAUUCCCGAGGCUGUAACUUUGGAGCAUGUCUCAAAGAAUGUUGCCUACGACAGGUCAAGUGCUCCUAAAGAUUGCCGGGUAUCUGGGUGGUUUGAAUCACCUGACGAUGAUCUAUCCAGCAAUGCCAAGAAGAUUUCCAUCUUAACUGAGUUCUCCUAUGACCUAGAGAAGAGUAAUGCACAAACCUACAACAUCGAGACAACUGAUUGUGGCGUAGUUAACAUGGUUCGAUUUGACUUCACCUCCAAUCAUGGGAACUCAGCUCUAACUUGCAUUUAUCGGUUUAGGGUUCAUGGUUACGAACUCAGCUCACCAGCAACCAUGCACUAGUAAGCAUGUGCUAGCUCUUGCUUCGAGCUAAUCUUCUGUUGUACUUCUUUGUCUGUAACAAUGACUUCAGUCUUCAUCACUUGGGUCUUUCUAGAGGUUGUAGCGAUUAUAUUAAACGUUGAGUGACUCGUGAUUGUUCAAAUAGUUGUAACUGUAGUUCUUUGUCGAGUAUGCCAUUUUCAUUAAGCUUUUGGUGUUAUUAACAGACUAAAUUGUAACUGAGCAAAUUGGUAGAUUAUGAGGUUGUUAUGACAGAACAUAAA